Anopheles stephensi (Asian malaria mosquito) is the source of this 4282-nucleotide messenger RNA. Its product is annotated as cGMP-dependent protein kinase, isozyme 1. The record is from RefSeq and is a predicted model, not a curated record. NCBI's taxonomy places the organism in Eukaryota, Metazoa, Arthropoda, Insecta, Diptera, Culicidae. The transcript is spliced from 9 exons. The coding region runs from base 740 to 3949 and encodes 1069 amino acids. Gene Ontology annotation, biological process: protein phosphorylation. Gene Ontology annotation, molecular function: ATP binding; cGMP-dependent protein kinase activity.
CCCUUUUUAUCGAUAGAUGAGGUGUGGAGGAAUUUAAAAGAAUGAAGACGCUUGUGUGUUGUUUUGUGUGUGAAUCGGGUGCCAUGUGCCAGAGGGGAAGAAAAAGGUGUUUGUGUGGUGAGUGCCCCUGUCCACCUUUUUCCCCCCUUUGCUUCAAUCGAAAGGGUGCGGCAUGAAGGUGACGGGGGAUGAUUGUGUUGUGUUAGUAAGUAAUUGGUUUCUAAUAAUUAGCUGCCCUUUUCCCGCGGUUCAUUACGAUUCGAACGUCGGCAAGAUUCGGUUGCUGCUGCGGUCGGGGCAAGAAAUCGAGUGAAUCGAGCGGCCACCGUCCGGUACGUUUGUGAGUUACGGUUAAAAGAACGGUGUCAAAAUCGAUCGAACCUUCAAGGUGUUUAGCAGAUGAUUUGUGUUUGUGUGGUUCGAGUGCGUCGCGUAGAAUGAAAGUGUCUCAUUAUCCCUGAGCAGGUGGUUACAUUUCGACACGUCGAUCGUGCAAGUGUUGUACCCGAAACCGAUCAAAAAACAAUUUUUCCGAUACAGUGCUAGAUCGAACGUGGCAUGGUGUGGUGCGUGUACUGAAGGGUGUGCAAUUGGCUUGAAAAUUCUACACCCCAGUGAAGGUGCUAAAGCAUCGGGAAGAGUUCCAAGCCACUCUAAAAGAGUGAAUGUGAAGUGAAACUGUGUACUGUGGUCCAUAAGUGAUCUGAAGACGGUUGGCUUAAGUUUGCGUACCAUCGAAAUGGCCUGUUUUGCAAAGAUCUUUGGCAGAAAGCAUGGUUCGUUCAAUCUGCCCGGUGCCGGUGCGGGCGAUGGCGAAGUUGUGGCUACACGUGUUACACGGCGGCUUUACGACGAGGAACUAAAUCAAACGGUGCCGCCCGUAACUCGUGCCAAUGGGUACGUUGGAUUGGAGAAGGUGGCACCACCUGCAGUGGCACCUACACCUACAGUACCGCAAACUACCACCGUGAUCACCGCACCGACGGUGGUUAAAUCAAACGAACGUGAGUCAGGGCUGGGAUCGUUGGAUGAACGAUUAAACAUUACAAGCAACGCUACCACAAACGACACUAAUCGCGAGCCCGAUCCUUUCGGUCCACCAGAGGAACGUACGUGGAGCGUACAGACGAGCCCCGACCCACCGACCGUACCGUCGAUUGUUGUACCGGCGGCACCCACCGUCGAGCGACGAGCAUCGAGACCCCGAGAUCCGGAAGUUCCAAAAAUAAGCAGCAGCUCGCGAGAGACUUCCACGAUCGAACCUCCUUCCAGGCAGGGCCAGGAGCAGCUGCUAAAGGAUGUACUACAAAACAAGAUUCUUCACAUGCUGGCACUUCAGUCGAAGGGUUACAAACAGUUGUCGAAGAGUGAACGAGCGACACUGCUUCGUUUGGAGGAAGAAAUACAGGAGCUGCAGGCGAAGAGUAAAACUCCCGAGCCGACGAUACAACCCACCGGCGACCCAAAGCAGACGGAAGAACGAACGAUCGAUGAGCAGCACAACAGUGUUAGCUCGUAUGAAACGAAUCUCCCACCAAUGGUGAAGCCACCGAUAGUGGAACCACCAGCUCCGAAAAGAGACAGCCCAAUCCCGCACAAUCAUCCCGAGGAGCAGCUGCAGGAUGGAGAGAUGUCCGACUACGAUGUGAUUCCGGUACAGAAAUCGAACGACGAUAUAGUGCCGGAAGCACCAAGCUCAGAGGAUGACCGAUCGACGGUACUGCCACCGGAUUUGCCACCCCGUAUGAGUAGGGUUAACCACGUGGAGGAAGCGGACGAUACCUCGCAGGAUGAGGAACCAACGCCACCGAAGCUACCACCUCCGAGAAGUCAGCUCGAACAGAACCUCGCCGAUGAAGCGCUUCACAGAUCGAUACAGGAAACGAUCGUGCGUCAGACGGUGAACGCGCGGGAAGAAGAAAAGGAAAUACCACUCCCAACAGUACCGCCCCCAUCAAGGGAACCUCCCCCAGUUCCAUCUUCGCACCAUUCCGACCGCCAAAUGGAUGAUGAUCCGCACACCGCACCUCCGCGAAAAGAGACGUUAGUACGAAAGAUAUCAUCUCAACGGUCUAUGAUCGAAGAACUGGACAUUACUACCGGAACGUUAAAGAAAACGCGCAAACAGGGCGUUGUGUCGGACAAAACCGAUCUGAAGGAAUCGAAAGACAUCGUCAUCCCCACGCACCCGAAAAGCCCGGACACAGAACUGCUGAUCAAGACGGCGAUCGUGGCGAACGACUUCCUUAACAACAUGAUGGACGAGGAACGGUUACAGGCCGUUACGGCGGCCAUGAGCUCGAUGACAUUCCCACCGAACAGUUACAUCAUCAAGGAGGGUGACAUUGGGGCACACUUCUUCGUGUCGGAAGAGGGCACCUACGAGGUGGUGGUAGAUAAUAAGGUGAUUAAAUCGUUUGGCCGCGGUGUUGUGUUUGGGGAGCUGGCGAUCCUGUACAAGGCGAAGCGAUUCGCUUCGAUACGCGUUACGAGUGGGGCGCGCGUUUGGUUGCUCGAGCGAAAGGUGUUCCAGAAGAUUAUGAUGAAGAGCGGCCGGAAGGAGCGGGAAGAGAAUGUCCGCUUCCUGAGCACGGUGUCGGUGUUGAAGGAUCUGGAGAUUGAGAAGCUGCACAAAAUAUCGGAUCUUCUAAAGAGGGAGUUCUAUGCGACCGGGUCAACCAUCAUUCAGCAGGGGGAUCCCGGUGACAAGUUCUACAUAAUACGCGGUGGCAGCGUAAACGUGAUUAAAACCGAUAAGAAGGGCAACGAUCGAUUGGUGGGAACGCUUCAACGAGGAGCGUACUUCGGUGAGCAGGCCCUCCUCCACGAGGACCGUCGAUUGGCCAGCAUCAUAGCAAACCCACCCGGGACCGAGUGUCUGACGCUGAACCGCAUUGCAUUCAACGAGUUCUUGGGCGGGUUGGAUAAGCUCCGUGAGGUGAAGCUCUCCGACACGAUACCACGCAGCUCGACGAUGACAAAUAUUGUCUCAGAGUUCGACCAUAUCCAGUUGCAUGACUUAACCUACAUCGGGACGCUCGGCAUCGGUGGCUUUGGGCGGGUGGAGCUGGUACAGUACAAAAACCACCAAACGUUCGCCCUGAAGUAUCUGAAAAAGAUCGAAAUGGUACGCCAGCAGCAGCAGGAGCACGCCUACAGCGAAAAGGACAUCAUGCUGAGCUGCAACAGUCCGUUCAUCGUACGCCUGUACAAGACGUACCGCGAUAAGAAGUACCUCUACUUCCUGAUGGAGGCCUGUCUCGGCGGUGACGUCUGGACCGUGCUGCAGAAGAGCAAAUUCUUCGACGAGCGUACGGCCCGCUUCAUUACCGGCUGCGUCGUCGAAGCGUUCGAGUAUCUGCACAGCCGAAACAUGAUCUACCGUGACUUGAAGCCCGAAAACCUGAUGCUGGACGAGAAGGGCUACAUCAAGCUGGUUGACUUUGGGUUCGCGAAGCGCAUCGGACCGAACCAGAAGACGUGGACGUUCGCCGGUACGCCCGAGUACGUGUCGCCGGAAAUCAUCCUCAACAAGGGUCACGACCGGGCCGUCGACUAUUGGGCACUGGGCGUACUGAUACACGAGCUGCUGGUCGGGAAGCCACCGUUCCGCGGCAAGAACCACAUGAAAACGUACAACGCCAUCCUGCGCGGAAUCGACAUCAUCGAGCUGCCGUCCCGCGUACCCAAGAAGGCACAGGUCCUGAUCAAGCGACUCUGCAGACAGACGGCGGCCGAACGGCUCGGCUACGGCAAGAACGGUAUCGCCGACAUCAAGAACCAUCCCUGGUUCGGUAGCUUCGAGUGGCAACGGUUGAAGGAGCGCACGAUGCCGGCCCCACUCAUCCGUCCCAUCGUGUCCGAUAUCGAUCUGUCCAACUUUGACGAGUACCCGAAGGACCAGGACGAACCGCCGGACGAAAUGUCGGGAUGGGAUAUUAAUUUUUAAUUUGCUCGCAUUAAGCAAACACAAAAAUGGCAACAACCCAGACACAAUGCACGGGAACCAGUGCGGAACGUUUUUUGUUUUUAUUUUCUGUGCCGAAUUAAUUUUCCCAGUAAGCCAUCCGUAAUGAACGUUAAUCAGUUUCAUGCUUUACUUGUACCGGUUUCGCAACCCCUCCAUCCGCGGCGCUUGAUCUAUUACAUUUGUUCGUGCGGUUGUUCGUGUUGGUCGUCGGCCUCCCAAAGUCCUGUCGGCGGGCGCUUGAUAUUCGAUGGAGCAUUAACAAUAAAAUUGGAUCUUAUGAGUACAUUUCCACGUUCAUCACGAUGCACCGGA